ACUCUGAUGUUAUAGAGACUGGUAAAUGGCAUGGGAGCUGCACCACCAUAAACAUUAAAACUGAUACCAACUUUUAUAGGGUGUUUACACUCCGCAGUUGGCAGCGCUUGUUGUCCAGUGGAAAGGGUAAAAGCAACGUGAGGGAUUGGAGUGUUUGUGGGAGGUGGACGGAAGUGUUGUUACUUACGUCAAUGGCGGAGAAGCGGGCGCACCACAAUGCACUUGAGAGGAAACGCCGUGAUCACAUAAAAGACAGUUUUACAAGCCUGCGUGAGUCAGUUCCCGCAUUGCAAGGAGAGAAAGUGGCAAGUCGUGCGCUUAUCUUAAAGAAAGCUGCAGACUAUAUUCAGUUCAUGAGAAGAAAAAAUUCCGCCCAUCAACAAGAUAUUGAUGAUCUGAAGAGACAGAAUACACUCUUGGAGUCUCAGAUUCGAACAUUGGAGAAAGCCAAAGCAACUGGUAACUUUGCUGCAGAAACAAGUGAAGUUUCACUUGUUGGCAAACCAGAUGCCAUAGCAAACUUCCAGCAGGAGUCUGAGUCUGACACCUCUGAUUCUGAGACAUCCCACACAACACGUCGUCCUAAAAAACUCAAGGUUACUGGUUUGUAAAGGGUCUUACGAGAUACCAACAUGAAGCAUUUACUGAUGCUCCAAUUUGACAUGUAUAAGCAGACCGUCAGUUAGCUGGCUUCUGUUUCUUCAGGGUAGAGAUUUUAUUACAGGUGAAACUCUGACUGGUACAGAAUACAUGUGCAAGAACUGUGAGGUUGCUUACUGUGUUAUGCAAAUGAAAUUGUGGAAUGUAAAAGCUGAAACAUUUCCUGUCUCUGUACCUGAAACUUGUGCUUAGUUAUGUAAGAUAUAUCCUAUGAAAUGAAUCUGAAUACUGUAAAAGUGUAA
Schistocerca piceifrons (Central American locust) is the source of this 902-nucleotide messenger RNA. It is a transcript of the gene Max, whose product is annotated as protein max. Gene Ontology annotation, molecular function: DNA-binding transcription factor activity; protein dimerization activity. Gene Ontology annotation, cellular component: RNA polymerase II transcription regulator complex. The transcript is spliced from 5 exons. The record is from RefSeq and is a predicted model, not a curated record. Bases 192 to 611 code for a protein of 139 amino acids. NCBI's taxonomy places the organism in Eukaryota, Metazoa, Arthropoda, Insecta, Orthoptera, Acrididae. Gene Ontology annotation, biological process: positive regulation of transcription by RNA polymerase II.